UUUCCUGUGAUUCCUCACUCUUCGGAGAACACACAUUUAUUACUUCAACUGUAAACUACCAUGAGCAACAACAAGCUCAACAUGGAGGGCAUCUUGCUCCUCGAGCAGCCCUUCGCUCGCGUCCCAUACGAGAAUUACCGAAAGGUAUUCCGCACGUCACAGAAGAACAUCGAGCGUGAACUCGGAGCUGUUCAGUCCGCAUCGAAUGAUCUGGUCAAGAAGGCGAAGAGUGGAAGUCAGGACCCACAAGAAGCUAUCAAGACGCUUGAGGGCAUGAUUGGCAGAGUGGAAAAUCUGAAACGCAAGUUGGGAGAGUUGCAAGAUGGGCCGGGAUCCUCGACACAGCGGGUCAUGCGCGAACGUCUGCAGCAUCUGAACGCUCUCGAAGAGCUUCAAACUUCUAAUGAUCCGGAGUAUUCUCGCUGGGCGGAUACGAGGCUGGAUAGGUGGUUGGUAGACUGGUCAUUGCGGCACGGGAAGGAGAAGACGGCGAGGAAGAUUGCGCAGGAGAGGGGUAUUCAGACGCUGGUUGAUAUCGACCUGUUCAUGGACAUCAAACGAAUAGAAGAGGCAUUGGGUAGGCAUAGCUGUACGGAGGCAUUGGCCUGGUGUAGUGAGAAUAAGAACACGCUUCGGAAGUUGAAGAGCACACUCGAGUUCGACCUCAGAUUACAAGAGUACAUUGAACUAGCCCGUGCACGUAGGACUCAAGAAGCGAUCGCAUACUCCAAGAAGCAUUUGACACCGUGGCAGGAAACGCACAUAGCUCAGAUCCAACAAGCUUCUGCUCUCCUUGCAUUUCCUCCAACAACGAAAUGUGGGCCUUACAGGCGCCUAUAUGACCCCUCUCGCUGGCACACACUCUCCCACUCCUUCCGCCUCGCCAUCUUUAAUCUCAACACCCUACCCUCCGAACCUCUACUCCACCUCGCCCUCUAUGGCGGCCUCGCUUCACUCAAACUUUCGGCCUGUUACGACCAUAGUACUAAGAAUCCCGACUGUCCUGUGUGCGACGAGAGCUUUGGGGAGCUGGCGAAGGAGGUGCCGUUCAGUCAUCAUGUCAACUCAACGAUCGUGUGUAGUAUUAGUGGCAAGAUCAUGAAUGAGGAUAAUCAGCCGAUGGUGUUUCCAGGUGGCUACGUAUAUUCGAGAGAGGCCUUGGAAGAGAUGGCCGCGAAGAACGACGGGAUUGUCACUUGUCCUCGGUCAGGCGAGCAAUGCGAGUUUUCGAAAUUGAAGAAAGUCUUCGUGUCAUAGUCGCCUACAUCGAUCCCACACAUUAUAUACAGUUAUCAUCACGCCUCGCUCAUUCCAUGCUAUACCCACUCGCUCAUUCAUAGCACCUAGCACCGUACACCGCUAUUGUACAGUAUCCCUUCAUGUUUGUACACUACUGUUGUAAUCUGAUUCUAUCGCAAAAGACCUAUUCUUCGCCUCACAUACGAAGUCGGGAAACG
This is a messenger RNA of Stereum hirsutum FP-91666 SS1, 1457 nucleotides long. RefSeq lists its product as uncharacterized. NCBI's taxonomy places the organism in Eukaryota, Fungi, Basidiomycota, Agaricomycetes, Russulales, Stereaceae. Gene Ontology annotation, biological process: proteasome-mediated ubiquitin-dependent protein catabolic process. Gene Ontology annotation, cellular component: nucleus; GID complex; cytoplasm. The record is from RefSeq and is a predicted model, not a curated record. Gene Ontology annotation, molecular function: ubiquitin protein ligase activity. The transcript has 7 exons. The coding region runs from base 61 to 1257 and encodes 398 amino acids.